Molecule: messenger RNA, 696 nt
Organism: Rasamsonia emersonii CBS 393.64
Lineage: Eukaryota; Fungi; Ascomycota; Eurotiomycetes; Eurotiales; Trichocomaceae
Product: 37S ribosomal protein Rsm25
Exons: 3
Coding region: 1-696 (231 amino acids)
Cellular component (GO): mitochondrial small ribosomal subunit
Molecular function (GO): structural constituent of ribosome
Source: RefSeq, a predicted model, not a curated record
AUGGGCAAAUUGAACCUCACCGCACUCCGAGUGCGACAGACUGCCCUCCGACAGAAGGCGAACGGGAAAAUCUCCAAGCUCCCUCCAUGGGUAGAUGUUGUGGCCGAUAUCCCUCCAGCCCAGGUCCUGGUUCGUAACCGGCCGAUACAACAUCAGCUCGUCCGGCAACGAGUGAAGACACUACCCGGAUCCUCCACGCCGCAGGUCGUCUUCGAAACGGAUGAGAAGCCUAAACCGAAAUCCAAGAAGCCUAGCCGCCUAUUUCAGCCUGUGGAGAUCAAGUAUGAGGAGGAUCAGUUGCGAAAGGAGUUUUUCCGCGACCACCCCUGGGAGCUGGCAAGACCAAGGAUUGUGCUUGAGACUACUGGCAAUGACCAUGAGAAAUGGGACUGGAGCCGGAUACAGCAGCCUGGAAAGAGACUGGAUGGCGAGAGCAUCUGUGUCUUCAUGUCCGUGAACGUUGCUGCCGAGGAGGCGGAAGCUUACGGAGCGAAUUUCGGUCCUACCAUGCUAGAAGUUGGCAUGGAACUCGAGAACAAGGAAUUCGAGCGUUGGAAGCAGUGGGCGAAGACGCAGGCACAGGUGCAGGAUCAGAAGGCAGCGGCGUUUGCUGGUGCUCCGGAGACUGCCACGCCUCCUGACGAUAAUCUCGCUGGCAGUGGGGUGUCUCCCGAAGCAGUUGCUGCUCCUCAGUGA